GCUCGGUUUUACGUGCCUGGGCUCACUCUGGAAUGUUCCCAUUUUAGGUGGGAAAACGCGGAGUUGGGUUUUGUUAACAGCUGUUUACAGCACCCUAACAUCACCGGGACUUUCACCGGGUGGUGUCAUAGGAAUGGUGCAAGCUGAUGCAGUAUAAUCAACGAUGUGGACUAACAUCAUAGCCGUUACGGUGGCUGUGGUUGGAGUUUCAUACUGGAGAUCACAGCGCGUGGAACGGUUUAUCAUACAGGAGAAUCCUGAUGAAUGCUACGAUUACGUCAUAGUGGGCGCGGGUAGUGCAGGCUGCGUAUUGGCUGCUCGCCUCUCUGACGUCAGCAGCAACAAGGUGCUUCUACUGGAGGCAGGAGGCGACCCGUCUGCAAAGAGGAACGCUGCAAUACCUGCCAUGCAUAUGCUGCUGAGAAACACGAAACAUGACUGGAACUUCAGGACUGUGCCACAGAAGAAAUCAUGCCGAGGUCUUAAUGAGAAGAGAAGCCUGUGGCCAAGAGGACGAAUGCUUGGAGGGUCAGGUGGUCUAAACGCUAUGCAAUAUGUACGAGGCAACAAGGGAGACUUUGAUCUGUGGGAAAAGAUGGGCGCACAAGGAUGGAGUUAUAAAGACGUUUUGCCGUACUUCAAAAAAUCCGAAGACAACCAGAAUGAGGAAUAUGUGAAGAGUGAUUACCAUGGGUCAGGUGGACCAUGGACUAUCUCUGAUGCUUCAUACACAAAACUGAUGGAUGUUUUUCUAAAUGCUGCGCAGGAACUUGGUUAUAAACUUGGUGAUGUUAAUGGAGAGAAUCAAAAGGUUUUUAUGAAAUCACAAGCAAACACAAAAGAUGGUAAACGAUGGAGCACAGCUGAGGCAUAUCUGAGACCAGCCAUGCACAGAUCAAACCUAGACAUAGCUAUCAAUACUCACGUAACCAAGAUAAACUUUGAUGGUAAGAAGGCGACAGGAGUCACCUUCAUUCACGGUGCUGAGAAGAAGACUGUUCAUGUGUCAAAGGAAGUGAUUCUCUCUGCUGGUACCAUUGGUUCUCCACACAUUCUCAUGCUGUCUGGUGUUGGGCCAAAGGAUCACCUUACCAAGUUUAACAUAUCAACUGUCGCCGACUUACCGGUUGGUCAGCACCUUCAGGACCAUCCUGGCCUCAUGUACCCAGAGUUCUGGAUAGAGAAACCAAUAACAAUCACCGCCGAUCUAAUUAAUAGUUGGAAGACCAGCAUACAGUAUGAUCUAUUUCGAAAAGGCCCUCUCGCAUAUCCUCUAAUUGAUGGAGUAGGUAUUGUCAAGACCAAAGCAGCUGAUCCUAAACUUGAUCUGCCUGAUAUUGGAAUACAUCACUGUCCUUGGGGACUGGGCAUGGAAAAUGAUGAAGCAAUAUACAAUGUUAUUGGCUUCAGCAAGAAUUUUUUGGAAGCCUACAACUUUUCCGAGCACAAGACUCGUCCAGUCAUGACAUGGAAUGCACAUGUUCUUCACCCAAAGAGUGUUGGAGAGAUACGGCUGCAAUCAUCAGACGCACUCGAUCCGCCUGAAAUUGACGCAAACUACCUUGAUGAUGACUCUGAUGUCAAGUCGCUAGUAGAGAGCAUAAAGAUCAGUCUGCAGUUUGCUGAGACUAAAGCAUUCAAAGCUGUCGGCGCUAGACUGCGAGAUCAGAUCGUUCCAGGCUGUGAGGAGCAUGAAUACAAGUCUGACAGCUACUGGGACUGUGCAGUAAGAACAAUAACAGCCACUAAAUACCACCCGACAGGAACAUGUAAGAUGGGAGCAGCUAAUGAUCAAACUGCAGUUGUUGAUCCACAACUCAGGGUUCGUGGAGUCCGUGGUCUGAGAGUGGCUGAUGCUUCUAUAAUGCCGGAGAUUGUAUCAGCUAACACCCAGGCCACUACAGUCAUGGUUGCAGAGAAGGCAGCUGACAUGAUCAUAUCAGGAGCAUGAUCAACACAACGUUUGUUUACAUGUUACAUAGUGAGGUUGUUGGACAGAAUAAAUAGUAUUACUUCCAUAAAAGGAGUACAUGAAUAUCGACUGCCACAAAGAUGACAUCACAGUGGUUUGCUGAUAUACGGAUAUAUAUAUACAUCAGGGAUUUUC
Molecule: messenger RNA, 2107 nt
Organism: Priapulus caudatus
Lineage: Eukaryota; Metazoa; Priapulida; Priapulimorpha; Priapulimorphida; Priapulidae
Product: glucose dehydrogenase [FAD, quinone]-like
Exons: 12
Coding region: 164-1951 (595 amino acids)
Molecular function (GO): flavin adenine dinucleotide binding; oxidoreductase activity, acting on CH-OH group of donors
Source: RefSeq, a predicted model, not a curated record